Molecule: messenger RNA, 3901 nt
Organism: Phyllostomus discolor (pale spear-nosed bat)
Lineage: Eukaryota; Metazoa; Chordata; Mammalia; Chiroptera; Phyllostomidae
Gene: SLC1A1
Product: solute carrier family 1 member 1
Exons: 12
Coding region: 429-2003 (524 amino acids)
Biological process (GO): L-glutamate transmembrane transport
Cellular component (GO): plasma membrane
Molecular function (GO): L-glutamate transmembrane transporter activity; L-cysteine transmembrane transporter activity; glutamate:sodium symporter activity
Source: RefSeq, a predicted model, not a curated record
GCGGGGCACAGGGUUCCCGGAGUCGCUGCCCCAGCUUUAGACUCAGUGCUGCGCGCGCUCCCACGCCUGUUCCACCGUGACCGCAGGCGCUCCAGACACGCACCUGCCCACCUCCCAGCCCUCGUAGCUGCUCCCUCCUUUCUCGCUGGUUGGCACGCGCGCCGUACAGCGCAGCGGCGGCAGGAGGAGCCCGGCGCGCUCGCCACGCGUAUUCACGAGCGGAAAGCGCUGCGCGCAGUCUCAGGUGGCAGUGGCAGCGGUGACAGCGGCUGUGACAGCACCCUCUCCCCGACGCUCCUGCAUCCCGCCUGCACUGCGCUGCGGAACCGCUGCCCGCCGGUCCUCCGGGCCCGACACGCCCGGCCAAGUACCCCUCACCGCAGCCGCCCCGCCGCCCGCCACCUCGGCGCCAAGCCCAACCGCCCGCCAUGAGGAAAGUGGCAAGGAAGGGAUGCGACUUCAAGCGCUUCCUAAAGAAUAACUGGCUGCUGCUUUCCACCGUCGCCGCGGUGGUGCUAGGGAUUGCCAUAGGAGUCUUGGUUCGAGAAUACAGCAAGUUCUCUAAUCUGGAGAAGUUCUACUUUGCGUUUCCUGGAGAAAUCCUGAUGAGGAUGCUGAAACUCAUCAUUUUGCCCUUGAUCGUAUCCAGCAUGAUCACAGGUGUUGCUGCCCUGGAUUCCAACGUAUCUGGAAAAAUUGGUCUGCGUGCCGUCGCGUAUUAUUUCUGUACCACUAUCAUUGCUGUCAUUCUAGGUAUUGUGCUGGUGGUGAGCAUCAAGCCUGGUGUCAGCCAGAAAGUAGAAGAAAUUGACAGGACAGGCAGCAGCCCUGAAGUCAGCACGGUGGAUGCCAUGUUAGACCUGAUCAGGAACAUGUUCCCCGAGAACCUCGUCCAGGCCUGUUUCCAGCAGUAUAAAACCACGCGUGAAGAAGUGGAAACUCCCAGUGAGCCAGGGGUGAAUACGACCGAAGCAUCUGUCACAGCCGUCAUGACUACUGCUGUGCCCAAGAACAAAACAAAGGACUACAAAGUCGUAGGCAUGUACUCAGAUGGCAUAAAUGUCCUGGGCUUGAUUAUCUUUUGCCUCGUCUUUGGACUUGUCAUUGGAAAAAUGGGAGAAAAGGGGCAGAUUCUGGUGGAUUUCUUCAGUGCUCUGAGUGACGCAACCAUGAAAAUCGUUCAGAUUAUCAUGUGUUACAUGCCAAUCGGUAUCUUGUUCCUGAUCGCUGGGAAGAUCAUAGAAGUGGAAGACUGGGAAAUAUUCCGCAAGCUGGGCCUGUACAUGGCCACCGUCCUCACUGGACUUGCAAUCCACUCCAUUAUAAUUCUCCCACUGAUAUAUUUCAUAGUCGUAAGAAAGAACCCUUUCCGAUUCGCCAUGGGAAUGGCCCAGGCUCUCCUGACGGCCCUCAUGAUCUCUUCCAGUUCGGCAACACUGCCUGUCACGUUCCGCUGUGCUGAAGAAAAGAACAAAGUGGACAAAAGGAUCACCAGAUUUGUGUUGCCCGUCGGUGCCACCAUCAACAUGGACGGGACUGCCCUCUACGAAGCGGUGGCAGCUGUGUUCAUUGCACAGCUGAAUGGCUUGGACCUGGGCAUCGGGCAGAUCAUCACUAUCAGCGUCACAGCCACAGCUGCCAGCAUCGGAGCUGCUGGUGUGCCCCAGGCUGGCCUGGUGACCAUGGUGAUCGUGCUGAGCGCCGUGGGCCUGCCCACUGAGGAUGUCACCCUCAUCAUUGCUGUCGACUGGUUCCUGGACCGGUUCCGGACCAUGGUGAACGUCCUGGGGGAUGCAUUUGGGACGGGCAUUGUGGAGAAGCUCUCCAAGAAGGAGCUGGAGCAGAUGAGCGUUUCAUCUGAAGUCAACUUUGUGAACCCCUUUGCUGUGGAAACCACGACGCUCGAUAACGAAGACUCGGACACGAAGAAGUCCUACGUCAACGGAGGCUUUGCCAUAGACAAAUCUGACACCGUGUCGUUCACCCAGACCUCACAGUUCUAGGGCCCCAGGCUUCAGAUGACUGGGAAAGAUGAAGGACAUCUCUUAGCAAUUUCAAACAUUGAGGGAAAGAAAAACAAUUGUACAUUUGACCUGAUAUUACAGACCUCAGAUUAUUUUCUAUAUUUGGACUCAGAGCUUUUGCUCUCCAGGUUCUGGGACUUGGGGGUGGGGUAAGAUAAAAGGAAAUUGAUUAAAAGGAAAGCUGUCUUAUCUAGAGUUGUAAAAUUCUAUGACAAAGUUCGGAAGCAUGUAACAUAGCAGCUGUUGGAAUUAGGUAACAAAUGUGAAAAAGGAAUUGCUUUCUCAUCCAUGGACCAGUGUUUUGGGUUUUUAAAAAAAUACUCUGUCAUUGACUACAAAUUUUUACUCAGGCUUUGUAUUGGCAUGGAAUUCCUUUGACAUCUCAUGUUUUUAUAAAUUAUAAUGCAUCUCAACCACCCCCUCCCCCAGGUUAAUGUGCCAAAUUGUCCAUUUUGAACUCAUCUCUGGCCAAUUUCAAAGACACUGCUUUGAAAGAAAACAGACCAGCACCGUUCUGCAAUAACAGUUGUGAGAUGGGCGUCGGGUCUGGGAGGAGGGAGAUUCUCUUGUCGAUGUACUGUAUGGGACACUGGGAACUCCUAACCCAGUGUUCAGUAUUGAGCUAGGUAUGUAUGUGUGUAAAUACUAUUUUCAUAUAAUUUGUCCGACAGAGAUCAGAAUUGAACUGUCAAUGUGAAAUAAAGCUCUCCUUAUACUUGAAUAAUGAUGAUGAUUCCAGUCCAGAUCUGCUUUGGGGCUUGUCAGACUCCUCUCUCGGGAGCACCAGCAUGAGGGAUGGUGGUGUUCAGCCGUUUCACGUCUGGGAAUCUGCCCCAAAGCACAGACGUAUCAUGCUGAUACCCUGAGGUGGCACAGCCGUUCCUUACAACUUCCAAAUUCUGCUGGAAGGGAAUCCACGUCAGCUCUGCAUGAGAUUAUGUACAAAGGGGUCACUCAGAUAAGGCUGGGUGUGUCUGUAUCCAACUGGAAGGCUUCAUUCUUCCAAGGUCAGCCAUACCUACUUAAAAAUGACAGUACUUUGCUCUUUUGUACCCAUUAGGGCCCAUGCAACAGUGGCAAGCUUACCAGCUAAGUUGUAUUUUAAUACUGACUUGAUAGGUUGAUCAAGCCACACUGACCAGAACGGCGCUAUCCCACCCUGAUUCUUGCAGGGUAAAUCCCACAACCUGAGACACUGGGCUCAGCGGUUCAGGAAAACUCUUCACUUGUGUGUCACUUGUCUCCUCCUCCAGAGAGGGCUGUUCUGACUGGUAGUCUAGUAAUCUUGGCCGGGCUUGUUAAAAUCAUCCUUUGUCAUUCUCCUGCUAAUUUAUGAAAUCUUAUUAAGGUCUGUGCUUCCACUCACAUCUUGUAAAUAAUGCUUAACAUAAACUUGUAUUUCCACUGAGAUCCAAAAUACUUGUGCUUCUGCAGUGUUGAGUAGCCCGUGUAAGCCUGUGCUUUCCUAUUUAAGAAACCAGAAAUUGUGCCAAAGAGCAUGGAAAAGUCAGUAAAUGCUCAGUAUUGACCACUUGUACCUGAACUUGUAAGAGAAUGAUACUGGACUGACAUGUAAACAUCAUAAUAAGAACCAGUAAUUCAGUGUGAGUUUUAAAAUGCAAAGACUAGUGUUGUUUAUGGAAAGUCAAUCUAAGUAUAACACAGUUAAUCAGUAAUUUGUCUUGGGCCGAAUGGUUUACCCCCUGGCAGGGCUCUCCGAUUUGGGCCUCUGGAGUUGGCAGGGCGGUUCCUGAACGGCAGGUCAUCCUUAUUUUGGAGUCGGUUUGUAACUGACCUCUUCACACACUGUGCUGUUCACUCAUCAAAGAGAACAAUGUUCUAUUUCAGUCUCAAUAAACAUUGUUCUUUCUUUCCUG